AUGAAGGUCUCCUGGCUGGGCGUGGAUGUCUCCCGGGUGCUGCACUUGGCCGCCGUCUUCUGCCUGACCUGCGUGUUGCUGAAGGCCAUCCAGCUCUACCACCGGCGGCGGGAGCUGCUCAGGGCGCUGGCCGACUUCCCCGGCCACCCGACCCACUGGCUCUUCGGCCACGUCCACGAGUUUCUCAAGGAGGAAGAGGUGCUGGACAAGGUGGAGAUCUGGGCACAGAAGUACCAAUACGCUCACCCUGUCUGGUUCGGGAGUUUCUUAGCAUUCCUGAUUGUCACCGAUCCCGACUAUGCCAAGGCUCUGUUGGCCAGAGGAGAUCCCAAGGACAACAUCAGCUAUAAACACCUUGUCCCGUGGAUCGGGAACGGGUUGCUGAUCUUACACGGGCCAAAAUGGCACCAACAUCGAAAACUCCUGACUCCAGGGUUUCAUUACGACAUCUUGAAACCAUACGUGGCCCUGAUGGCAGAGUCUACUAAUGUGAUGCUGGAUAAAUGGGAGCAGCUGAUCACAGACGGGAAACCAGUGGAACUCUUUGAGCAUGUCAGCCUGAUGACUCUCGAUAGCAUCAUGAAAUGUGCCUUCAGUUGUCACAGCAACUGCCAGACCAACAGGAAAAACACCUACAUCCAGGCUGUCUAUGACCUAUGCCUCAUGGUGCACCAGCGCCUCCGCAUCUUCCCCUACCACAAUGACAUCAUUUACUGGCUCAGCCCCCACGGAUAUCGGUUCAGGAAGGUCUGCCAGCUCGCUCAUGACCACACAGACAAGGUGAUCCAUGAGCGAAAGGAGUCCCUUAAAGAUGAACAGGAAUUUGAAAAGAUCCAGAAGAAGAGACAUUUGGACUUCUUGGACAUUCUGCUGUGUGCCAAAGAUGAGAACGGAGCUGGACUGUCCGAUGAGGACCUGCGUGCUGAGGUGGACACGUUCAUGUUUGAGGGCCAUGAUACGACAGCCAGCGGGAUCUCCUGGCUCUUGUACUGCCUGGCAUCACACCCUGAGCACCAGGCACGGUGCCGGGAGGAGAUCCAGGGGAUCCUGGGGCACCGGGAGACACUUCAGUGGGAGGACCUGGGCAAGAUGACUUACAGCACCAUGUGCAUCAGGGAGAGCCUUCGCCUUUACCCACCGGUGCCCGGCGUGUCCCGGCAGCUCAGCAAACCCAUCACCUUCCCCGAUGGACGCACCUUGCCAGAAGGCAGCAUUGCCGCGAUAAGCAUUUAUCUCAUUCACAGAAACCCUGCAGUAUGGAAAGACCCUUUGGUGUUUGACCCUUUGCGGUUUUCCCCAGAGAACAUCUCUGGCAGACACUCUCACGCCUUUCUGCCUUUUUCUGCUGGAAUGAGGAACUGCAUCGGGCAGCAGUUUGCCAUGAACGAGAUGAAGGUGGCGCUGGCUUUGACCCUGCUCCGCUUCGAGCUCUCACCCGACCCCACCAAGCCUCCCUGCAAAAUACCUCAGAUCAUCCUUCGCUCCAAGAAUGGGAUUCACCUGUAUCUAAAGAAAAUCCGCUGA
Haliaeetus leucocephalus (bald eagle) is the source of this 1524-nucleotide messenger RNA. Its product is annotated as cytochrome P450 4B1-like. NCBI's taxonomy places the organism in Eukaryota, Metazoa, Chordata, Aves, Accipitriformes, Accipitridae. The record is from RefSeq and is a predicted model, not a curated record. Gene Ontology annotation, molecular function: heme binding; monooxygenase activity; oxidoreductase activity, acting on paired donors, with incorporation or reduction of molecular oxygen. The coding region runs from base 1 to 1524 and encodes 507 amino acids. The transcript has 12 exons.